This is a messenger RNA of Carica papaya (papaya), 489 nucleotides long. Its product is annotated as CTD small phosphatase-like protein. Lineage: Eukaryota; Viridiplantae; Streptophyta; Magnoliopsida; Brassicales; Caricaceae. Gene Ontology annotation, biological process: xylem development. The record is from RefSeq and is a predicted model, not a curated record.
AUGGAGAAUUCCAUCAGUAAAUCAAUACUGGCUUCUGAAGAGAGUAGCUGGACUACGUACUUUGAAGAUUUCUUUCAUGAUGCUAAUUAUAUCAAUGAAUCUGAUCAAGAUUAUGAUCAACAAGCUUCUUCUUUUUCUUUGAUCUCUGAUGCAGCUUCAUUAAUGGCGGCCAAAACAGUUGAUAUUGGUGAAGAACAAGAUCUGGGUGUUGCAGAACAAAUGUGUAUUUAUAAUAAUAAUGAUAAUAAUAGAUAUAAUAGGUUGAGCUUCGAGAAGAGAAAAACUAUAGAUCAAGAUUUGGAGGAUACUGCUAGUUCUCCUCUUAACAGUCCCAAGGAUAAAGAAAGUUGUUCUAACCAGAUGAUGAUGAACAAAGAAAGGAGAAAUAAUGAUGAUUGCAUGAAAGAUGGGGAUUGUAACGAGUUAAAGAGAAGAGGUCUUUGUUUAGUUCCUCUGUCAAUGGUGAGAGAUACUUACAUAUCUCGUUAG